Messenger RNA from Rhinichthys klamathensis goyatoka, 2371 nucleotides. RefSeq names its product RNA-binding protein 4.1-like. The record is from RefSeq and is a predicted model, not a curated record. Gene Ontology annotation, biological process: mRNA splicing, via spliceosome. Gene Ontology annotation, cellular component: nuclear speck. NCBI's taxonomy places the organism in Eukaryota, Metazoa, Chordata, Actinopteri, Cypriniformes, Leuciscidae. The transcript has 3 exons. The coding region runs from base 369 to 1517 and encodes 382 amino acids. Gene Ontology annotation, molecular function: mRNA binding; zinc ion binding.
ACUUGCUUUAAUGUUGAAUAAAACCUAAGGGGUUUAAUUCGAUGGGUGUGAUAGUCACGCGGAUAACGUUAUGUGGCCUAGCAACGCGUGUUAAUUCAACUGCGCCAUAAAGUCCAACAACUGAACCUGGUCUCCAACUUUACAUAUAUUUAUCGGGUCAGUGAGUAUUACACGCACAGCAUGUUAAUGCUGGAGUUGUACGUAAAUAAUUCUGGCAUGCAGCCACACAAUCGAUGAUAAAACUCGGAUGGGAUUAGGCUGUCUAUGGUUUUGUAGGCCAACGCAGCAGUAAUGUAGGGAGACAUCUGUUGAUAUAACGUGCAUUUCGAAACUAUGCUCCCUCUGUCCAGGAAAAAACGACAAUAAAGAUGGUUAAGAUCUUUGUUGGCAACCUAUCCUCAAGCACGACCGCGGAAGAUCUGCGUUCUCUUUUUUCCGAGUAUGGCAAAGUAAAAGAAUGUGACGUCCUGAAAAAUUAUGGCUUUGUGCACAUGGAAGGUAAACAGGAGGCUGAAGAGGCUAUCCGCAAACUCCACCAUCACGAGCUGAAAGGUCAAGCCAUAAAUGUGGAAAUGAGCAAAGGGAAACCCAGGGGCUCCACCAAGCUGCAUGUGAGCAACAUCUGCAGUGGUUGCACCAAUCAGGAGCUCCGGGCCAAGUUUGAAGAGUAUGGCCCUGUGGUUGAGUGUGACAUAGUGAAGGACUAUGCCUUUGUUCACAUGGAGCGAAUGGAGGAUGCCAUGGAGGCCAUCAGUGGGCUGGAAAACACAAGCUUCCAAGGCAAGCUGAUCAAAGUACAACUGUCCACGAGUCGCCUCCGUACAGCGCCUGGCAUGGGAGACCAAACUGGCUGUUACGUCUGCGGAGAACAGGGCCACUGGUCCAAAGAUUGCAGACGUGGCCAGAACGGUAGCUAUGGCGGAAGCAUGGGGGGAUUCCCCGGCGGUAGAGGCCCCCCAAGGGGCGGCCCGAGUUACGGUAUGGGUGGCCCUGGAGGUCUUCCUAAUAGAGGUUACCCAGCAGGGCCACUUCCCCCUCCCCCACCCAUGAGCCGGCGUCCCAGCUACGGCGAGUACGGCGCGGAUGCUCGAGAGCGGUACCCCAGCAGGCCACCGAGCGCCUAUCCGGAGAGGUCGUCCACAUAUGAGCGAGAACGCUACGGAAGCAUUGACUAUUACGAGAAGUAUCGGGCUCGUCCGGCUGGCUCUAGCUUCUACGAGGAUAGGCCUCUCUCUAUUCCCCCUCCUCCUCCCCCUCCCUCUUCUUCCUCUCUCUCAAGGAUGCGGUUGGCUCCUCCCAGCCUCGAUCCCUAUGAGAGGCGCCCACUGGCGCCUCCGCCUCCCACAGCAUCAGCGUACUUCUCGCGGGACCGGAGCCCAAUCAGACGUGUGGGCGCCGGUUCGGAAGGCUACUCGUACGAGCGCUCGCGACUUUCCCCGGUCUCAAGGAGCUCAUCGACUUACGCCGUGCCGCGGGCCAGGGAGAACUACACCGAGCGGGUUCGAUACGCAUACUAAGCCACACACAUGCUAAGGUUUUGUCAAGUGACGAGAGUUCCCCUCCACCAUUAUGACUUUGCCUCGAUCAGACGCUCCGUCGGAUUUCAAACAUGCAGGAUUGGAUAGACACAUCGAUCACAAUGCUAAUUAGCUCUGCACAAUGUUUUACCCAUAAUAUGUAAACUGUUGUUUAAUUUCCCCUUUCUAAUGGAGACUUUGGCGUAUGAUUGCAAAAAUUAGUAGUUGUGAUUUUUUUGGGUUUUUGCUUUGCUUUUCACUUGUAUCCAGAGGUAAAGUGGGGUGUUUCAUGUCAGCAUAUUUUUUUUAACUCGGAUAUUAAUUGCAAUUAAACACACUUUGUGAGAUUGUGAAGAAUUUUACUUGUUUUUUCCCCAGUCAAGUUGUGAUCCACUAUUAUUUAACUUUUUUUUUUAUGCUCCAAGACUUGUCUUCAGCUGUUGGGUUGGCUUGCCACUUCAUUUCUUUGAUUUAAGUUUUGUGUGGACAAUCUAGUUAUGUUUCUUCUUGGCGAUAAUCCCAGGAUUGUGUUUUUUUGGGGGGGAGUGGCAAAUUGUAAUUAAUCCUGCAGCUGCAAAAAGCUUUAUGGGAAAAUAAACUCUAAAAUUCAACAUUCCACUUUUCUUUUUAUUCUUAUUUGCUUCAGGUGAUUGUUCAGAAUUGAGUUUUACAUCUUGGUUGUUCAAUUGUGUUGUAUCAAAUGGGUAGGCCUAUGUUCAACAGGACAGACAACUUGUUACUCCUGCCAAUGUCUGUUGAGUUUUUGUGAUCUUGGAGAAAUGAUUUUACUGAACUUUUUUGAUUGUAUACUCCCCUGUUUGAUGUGUUAGUCUUUCAAAAAAAAAAAAAGAAGA